Molecule: messenger RNA, 456 nt
Organism: Colletotrichum chrysophilum
Lineage: Eukaryota; Fungi; Ascomycota; Sordariomycetes; Glomerellales; Glomerellaceae
Exons: 1
Coding region: 1-456 (151 amino acids)
Source: RefSeq, a predicted model, not a curated record
AUGUUCAACGAUUUGACGCCUCGUGAAGCAAUCGCCGAUGCUCUGUGCCACAUCAUGUCUGCCUUUGACGAGAACGACGCGUCUCUGCUCGCCUCCGCUGUGACCCCAGAUAUCACUCUAACUACCAACGGCAAUGAUGUGUCGGGCUUCGAAAACGUCAAGGCCCACAGCCUCAACACUGUGGGCCCGAUGGAUACGACCCAUUUUGCAACCAACAUUCGCAUUGACGUUGCGGACAAUGACGCCGCCAUUGCGACGUUGACCGCAAACAAUCUGGCUCUGCCUUACACUGGUUGGGAUGGACUUGGCUCGAGCGAGAGAAAGUUGCUCGGAGGAUCAAAACAUGUCAUCGAGCUCAGUGAAGACGAGAAAGAUGGGCUUUACAAGGUCAAUUUGUGGCACAUAAAGACGGCAUGGAAAGAGGGAGGUACGGGGUGGUUGCACCCAAAAGCUUGA